Tyto alba (common barn owl) is the source of this 1911-nucleotide messenger RNA. It is a transcript of the gene ISG20L2, whose product is annotated as interferon stimulated exonuclease gene 20 like 2. The record is from RefSeq and is a predicted model, not a curated record. The transcript is spliced from 3 exons. Gene Ontology annotation, cellular component: nucleus. NCBI's taxonomy places the organism in Eukaryota, Metazoa, Chordata, Aves, Strigiformes, Tytonidae. Gene Ontology annotation, molecular function: 3'-5'-RNA exonuclease activity; nucleic acid binding. Bases 93 to 1031 code for a protein of 312 amino acids.
CCGGGCGGUGGGGGGGUGGGGGGAAAGGGGUCCCGGUCCCGGUCCCGGUCCCGGUCCCGGUCCCGGUCCCGGUCCCGGUCCCGGUCCCGGCCAUGGGCGACUUGAUCCUCAACCUGGAUUUGGCCCCCCCCGGGCGGCGCGGGCGGGCGCGGAGCGGGAACCCAAAGCACGAGCGGUUCGUGCGGCGGCGGCGGGCGCUGGAGCGGCGGGGCGCGCUUAAGCCGAAGCAGCUGCCGGUGGCUCCGCCGCCCGGGGGGGGCUCCCGGAAAAAACCGGGCAAGAGGGGGGGGCGGAGGAAGGCGGCGGCGAGGGGCGGCGGCGCGGAGAGCCCGGUUUGCAUCCGGCUCAACCCGGGGCACGAAGCGAACGGGCCCGCCUCCCCCCCCCAGCAGCGCGGCGGCGGCGGCUCGGCCGGUUCCAAGGCACCGGAGGUCCCCGCCAAACCGCGGCGAGCGGCUCAGGGCGAACAAAGAGCCCCCAGCCACCCCACCCGGCCCCGCAAACUGGUGGCCAUCGACUGUGAAAUGGUGGGCACCGGGCCCGGCGGCCGCACCAGCGCCCUGGCCCGCUGCAGCAUCGUCAGCGAGGGGGGAGACGUCCUGUACGACCAGUACGUCCGUCCCACCGCCCCCGUCGUCGACUAUCGCACCCGCUGGAGCGGCAUCCGACGGCAGCACCUGGUGAACGCCGUCCCCUUCGGAAAAGCGCAGCGGGAGAUCCUGCGCAUCCUCGCCGGGAAGAUCGUGGUCGGCCACGCCAUCUGCAACGAUUUCAAGGCGCUCAAGUACUUCCACCCCAAAGCGCUCACCCGGGACACGUCCAAAAUCCCUUUGCUGAACCGUAAGGGCGGGUUCCCCGAGCACGUCGCCAUCUCACUGAAGCGCCUCACCAAGGAGCUGCUGCACAAGGACAUCCAGGUCGGGAAGAGCGGCCACUCCUCGGUAGAGGACGCCCGAGCCACCAUGGAGCUCUACAAAGUGGUAGAGGUGGAGUGGGAGCAACACCUGAUGCUGAACCCCGAGAAGGAGUGACGGCCCCACAGCCCAGUCCUGCACCCCAAAAGGGACCCUGAGCCCGCGGGGAGGAGCAGCGAGGGCCGAGGGGCUGCUCCGUCCGUCCGUCUGGGCAAGGUAGCAGAGACAGACAGACAGUGGGAGCGUGGAGCCAGGCGUGACUGUCCCUCGGCCCCAUGCCUCCCGAUGUGCCUUCUUACACCGCUGCUGUUUCCUUCCACCUUCCCCCAGGAACGGGGGGGGGGACGGGGGGGAGAGCUGGGACCAACCUGUGCCUUCCUGACUUGGGGGGAGCAAGAAGGGGGGGGUCUGUCUCUGAUCCCACGCCCCCAGAGGCGCCGAUAACACCCCGAGCCAGAGUGGGGCCGCAUGCAGCAGUGGGGCUCUGCCGGCUGCACUCGCCUCAAAUACAGGCCCAGGCCCCCAAAGCGGGGGGGGGGGAAAUCGGUGCUUGAGGCGGGGGGGGCGGUGUGUGUGUGCUCCUUCCCCUCCCACUCCUUCCAAAACUACCUCUGACAAGGGCAGGAACAGCCAAAGGGCUCCGGGCUGCGGCGUGGGAGUGGGCAGCACCCAGCGGGCGGGAUGCAGAUCCUGCCGGAAAGUCCCCACUCGGAUUUCGGAGCUGUUUUUCCUGCCCCCCCCCCCCAAUGAUUUAGGUGCCACCUUCCUCAUUGUGUAAGUGCUGCUGCAAGGGCGGGGGCUGGGGCGAGCCCGGGCACGGGGAACCGGUGUCACCCCGCUUGCUGAUCGGGCGUUUGUUCCCUGAACUCUUGAACGUGCCCCAGAGUUCUCAGGCUGCCCCCGGGGCAGGGGAGGGGGGUGGGGGUGGAGGGAGGGGGCUGCUUUGAACUGAAAUGUUGAUGUACAAAAACCCCAAUUAAAAAGAAGUGAUUAACGA